Messenger RNA from Amphimedon queenslandica, 1926 nucleotides. RefSeq names its product enolase 4-like. NCBI's taxonomy places the organism in Eukaryota, Metazoa, Porifera, Demospongiae, Haplosclerida, Niphatidae. Gene Ontology annotation, molecular function: phosphopyruvate hydratase activity; magnesium ion binding. Gene Ontology annotation, biological process: glycolytic process. The transcript is spliced from 10 exons. The coding region runs from base 44 to 1717 and encodes 557 amino acids. Gene Ontology annotation, cellular component: phosphopyruvate hydratase complex. The record is from RefSeq and is a predicted model, not a curated record.
UAAUAAAAUUUUCUUCAUCUUUUAAAACUUAAAGAAAAGGAAAAUGCAAGAGCAAGGAGGAGGGAGAGUCACUAGAGAGUUAAGGGAGAAAGCUGUUGAAUAUUACAGCCAGCAUGAUGCUACUGGAGCUCUGGAAAAGUUGCUCAACAAGAUGUAUAUUGAUUCACCAGAAGACAUGUAUGGAUACAUGUCAGAGUAUUUUCAUACACUUUCUAAUGAUCCUACAGUUUCCUCCAUUGAAGCUAUUGAGCUUUUGGACAGCAAUGGAGACCCGUCACUCUCUCUCACUCUACACUGCAUUGUAAAUGGAGUCUCUAAAGCUGUGGGUACUUAUGCUCAUGACUUGAAUUGGCCUAAAAAUGAUGGUGAGCUGAAAUGGAGUGGAAGCAAGAGCAAACCUCCCUCGGGGACUAAUCCCAAAGACACUAAAGAGACCAAAGACAAGAGUAAAGAGUCUAAAGAAGCUAAAGCACUCCCAGUUAAAGAAGAGGAGGCAGUGGUGGAGGAGGCAAAGAAGGAAGAGGUAGAAGAGAAAACUAAAGAGGCUUCUACCCCUCCUUACCUAGAGACUGUCAAUAGAUUAAAUGUGAUACUCUCUGAGUUAGACUUGAAAUCACAAAUUGAAUUAAACGCUGUCAUUAAUCAAGAUCAUGGAAUCACACUUCAUCCUAGCUCUAAGGCUGCCGUGUCACGUGUAGCUGCUCUCUCUCUUGCCUUCCUCUCAAACCAACCUCUCUUCUUAUCUUUAAACCAAUCAUUUAACAAAAGCACCACAUCCAGCAAAACCUUCUCUCUCCCCCUUCCUUUGUUCAAUGUAGUCGCAGGUGGAUUGGGAAAGCUUAGGAUCCGUGGAGUGUAUCUCUUGCCAUCUCCUUCAUCAUCACUGAUGACUGGGUUCAAGAACAUUAUGAAUGUAUAUAAAGAGAUGGGACACACUCUAUCGACAAAGGGGCCUGCUCCUGUGUCUAAGAGCGGUGCUUAUUACUUUUCUUGUGAUAAACCAGAGAUGUUAAUGGAUCUGAUCAAAGAAGCCAGUGCCAGUGCUGGUGUAACACUGAAGGAUGAAGUCCUAGCUUAUUUAGAUGUUGGAGGGGAAUCAAUGUAUGAUGAGGAUAAGAGGAAAUAUGAGCUAUCUACUGGGCAGUGGAAGACUGGAGAUGAGCUUGUUAAUGUGUGUAUCAGUUUAACCAGUGCCUAUCCUUGGAUAGGAGGAUUCAUUGACCCACUCCACCCUAAUGACAUUGCUAGCUGGCAGUCAUUGAAAGAGCAGCUGAAUGAGCAGUGUCUCCUUAUGGCUGAGAAUGCAUUACUAGGCCUUGCAUCUGCUACAAUUGUUAUUCAGAAAGAUACGAAAGGAGAAGAAGAGGAAGGGGAGACUGAGUCUAUUGAUUCUCUAUCUAUCAUUAACUCAGGGUUCAUCUCUUCCAGUCACACUAAAACACUCAGUGAGUGUUUUGAUGAAGCUGAUGACUUAAAAGGUCGUGUUUCUCACAUUUCACUCUCUUCUCUCCAGCCCUCCUCCUCAUUCACAUCUGAUAGUCUCAGUUUUGAUGUUGAUUUGGCUGUUGCUCUAGGCUGUAAGCUAAUAAAAGUCGGAGCACCCACAGGAGUAACAGCUGCUAUGUCCAUUUCAAGAUUGAUCCAGGUACAAGGGCAGUUGGAGUCACUCAAACUCCUAGGGCCUUCAUCACUAUUAAUGAUACCUGUCGAAUCAUAGUGCUAAUUACAUAAAUAUUAUAAGAAUCAAGUAUAUUAGUGCAUAUUUUGACUCUUGGCCAAUGUUAUCACUUAAACUCUUAUGUGUUAUAAUUAAUUUUAUGAUGCAUCAAAUAUCGAAACAGGUGCACUCUGUGUUAGUCUUUCCUCAAAUAGCUCAAUUGUAUGUAUUGUUAUUAUAGUAAAUAGCUGGUCAAUGGCUUGAUUGAA